UCCGAGCGACGUCAGGAGGAUGGAAGUAGGCGCGAUGUAAUUUCCGGUGGUGUCCUGCCUCUUGCAUCAGCUGCACCAGGACAGGACGGGAUGGAGAGAGGCGAGGCUUUCUGCUAUGAUGAGCUUCUUCAUAUAGGACCUGACCAGAGAGGCAUGGAGGCUUUAAAUGAUUUUCUUGCUACGCGAAGUUACAUCGAUGGUUUCGUAUUUUCACAAGCUGAUGUUGAAAUAUUCCAGUCAAUACAAAAACCACCUCUUGAUCAGUACUUCCACGUGGUGCGGUGGUACAGGCACAUUACAGCAAUUUGGGAUUGUACCCAAGAUGAUGCCAAGACCUGUAGUGUCCACACAUCUAAAAUGAAGAGAUCCCAACCACCUUGGUCUCCACCAACAGAAGUGAAACAACCUGAGCUACGACUGUACAACAGUUUAACGCGUAGCAAGGAGAUCUUCCGUCCUCAGAAUGGGAAAAAUGUGUUGUGGUAUUGUUGUGGCCCUACCGUUUAUGAUGCUUCCCACAUGGGACAUGCCAGGUCCUAUAUCUCCUUUGACAUCCUGCGAAGGAUCCUAAUGAAUUACUUCAAAUAUGAUGUUUUUUAUUGUAUGAACAUUACUGAUGUGGAUGACAAGAUUAUUAAACGAGCCAGGCAAAAUCACCUAUUUGAUAAGUAUAGGGAGAAGAAUCUGGCUCCUACACCGCUUUUGCAAGAUAUCAAGGCUGCUCUGAAGCCUUUCACUGUGAAACUUGCUGAAACCACGGAUCCUGACAAGAAACAGAUGCUAGAAAGGAUAAAUCACACGGUUUUGUCAUCCCUUAAAAUCCUCGAGGAUAUGAUACAACAGGCAUUUCCCAAAGGGGAAAUUACCCAACAAGCCCAGGUGCUGUUAGUUGAAGCAAAGGAUAUAUUGUCUGAUUGGCUGGAUGUUCAAUUUGGUAGUCAAGUGACUGACAAUACCAUCUUCUCAAAGCUUCCCAAGUACUGGGAAGGAGAAUAUCAUAAAGAUAUGGAUGAACUCAAUGUUCUGCCUGCAGAUGUUUUAACUCGAGUGAGUGAGUACAUUCCAGAGAUUGUACAGUUUGUCCAGCAGGUGGUCGACAAUCACUAUGGGUAUAUCUCCAAUGGUUCUGUCUACUUUGACACAGUGAAAUUUGACAGCAAUGAAAAACAUUCAUAUGCCAAACUGGUACCAGAGGCUGUUGGAGACCAGCAAGCACUACACGAAGGAGAAGGUGAUCUCAGUAUUUCAGCUGACCGGCUCAGUGAGAAGCGAUCUCCCAAUGAUUUUGCUCUGUGGAAGGCCUCUAAGCCUGGCGAACCAUCCUGGGAUUCACCCUGGGGAAAGGGACGUCCUGGUUGGCACAUUGAAUGCUCAGCAAUGGCGGGUACAAUUCUGGGAGAAUCCAUGGACAUUCAUGGGGGAGGGUUUGACUUAAGGUUUCCUCACCAUGACAAUGAGUUGGCACAGUCUGAGGCAUAUUUUGAAAAUGACCACUGGGUUCGAUACUUCCUCCACACUGGGCACCUAACCAUAGCAGGCUGCAAGAUGUCAAAAUCUUUAAAAAAUUUUAUAACUAUCAAGGAAGCACUGAAUGCAAAUACAAGUCGGCAAUUGCGUUUGGCAUUCCUCAUGCAUACCUGGAAAGAUACGUUGGAUUAUUCCAGUAAUACCAUGGAAUCUGCAAUUCAAUAUGAGAAGUUCUUGAAUGAGUUCUUCUUGAAUGUCAAAGAUAUUUUACGAACUCCAACAGAUUUCACAGGACAGUUUGAGAAGUGGGAAGAGAAGGAGGUGGCACUCAAUAAACGUUUUUAUGAGAAGAAAGCAGCUGUGCACAGAGCACUGUGCGACAACGUAGACACCCGCACGGUGAUCGAGGAGCUGCGCACCCUUGUGAGCCAGUGCAACACAUACAUUGCAGCAAAGAAGAGCAACAAGGAGUUGCCAAACCGCAUGCUGCUGAGAACCAUUGCUACCUACCUCACAGAGAUACUGAAGAUUUUUGGAGCAAUAGAGGGUGAAGAACCCAUUGGGUUCCCUGUUAGAGGAGAUGGUCAGAAUUUGAAUCUGGAAACCACAGUGAUGCCUUACCUGAAGGUAUUAUCAGAUUUUCGUGAAGGUGUCCGACAAAUAGCCCGCGAGAAGAAAGUUAGUGAGGUUCUGCAGCUGUGUGAUGGUCUUCGAGAUGAUAUCCUUCCUGAACUUGGAGUCCGCUUUGAGGACCAUGAAGGGCUGUGCACUGUGGUGAAGCUAGUGGACAGAGAGACAUUGCUGAGGGAGCGAGAAGAGAAGAAAAAGAUUGAAGAAGCAAAAAUCAGGAAGAAGGAAGAGGCAACUCAGAAAAAAAGAGAACUUGAAGCAGUGAAACUAGCAAAGAUGAAAAUUCCACCCAGCGAGAUGUUCCGAUUAGAAAAAGAAAAGUAUUCCAAGUUUGAUGAAAAUGGAUUUCCAACCCAUGAUACUGAGGGUAAGGAACUCAGUAAAGGACAGUCCAAAAAACUUAGGAAACUUUAUGAAACACAGGAGAAGUUGUACAACGAAUAUGUGCAGACACUGCAGAAUGGCAGUACCAGCUAAACACAUAACCAGGACUGUGUUUCCAAGGGGCAAAAAAAGCACAAGAAUGGUGGGAAUAAAUAAAUAAAAGAGACUUUGUUUACCCUUGGCGAUGAGAGGUGCCAUGACGAAUCGACUGAUGGAUGUAAAUAAAACUGAGGUUCUGAACAGUUAACUUUGAUCUUGUUCAAUGAAGAAUUAAAUGAGAAUGAUGAGAGACUGAAUGGCAUAGUGUGUUAGGCACUUGCUGUUUACAUUAAGGACUGGCAUUUAAUCCAUUCUGGGUUGAUUUAACUCGAUGAUUUUUUGGGGCAAACCAAGUGCUGUUUAAUUCAGUCCCUAAUAGGAGGUUCUCGUUAAACAGUAAUUGGUGGCAUCAUUUAAGCCAAAGACUGGCUGGUAUGGAAACUACACUGUGUUUGGGGUGCCCCCAGAGAUUGGUUCUAAACAGAGGGAUCAGUGAUGUACUCACCAAGCUGCAAAUAACAUAAUAAAUAAGAUAAUGUCGCUAAAAAGCGAAGUAAUUUUGAGCAAUAUCAUUCAACUUGAUCAGUACAAAGUUCACAAAAGUUAUUUUGUGAACAAAAUAUGUAACAAAAUCAUUAAAUAAAGCAGUUUGGGGUCAAAAACA
Messenger RNA from Leucoraja erinaceus (little skate), 3184 nucleotides. RefSeq names its product cysteinyl-tRNA synthetase 1 (gene cars1). Lineage: Eukaryota; Metazoa; Chordata; Chondrichthyes; Rajiformes; Rajidae. Gene Ontology annotation, cellular component: cytoplasm. Gene Ontology annotation, molecular function: cysteine-tRNA ligase activity; ATP binding. Gene Ontology annotation, biological process: cysteinyl-tRNA aminoacylation. The record is from RefSeq and is a predicted model, not a curated record. The coding region runs from base 91 to 2574 and encodes 827 amino acids. The transcript is spliced from 23 exons.